AUGUGUGUGCUGGUGGCGCUGGUGCGGGGCGCCCCGCCGCCUAUGGACCCCGAAAUGGCGGAGUUAGCGCAAGCCGUGCGCGACUCUUGCUUGGCUGAGAGCGGCGUGGACAGGGCGCUGGUUGAGGGCGUCAAUGCAGGCGUGGCGCUGUCGCCCGACGCCGCGCUCAAGUGCUACAUAAAGUGUACCAUGGAAACGACGGGCAUGAUGGCUGACGGCGCAGUAGACGUGGAAGCCAUAUUGGCACUGUUGCCCGACGCGCUGCGCGACCGCUCCGCACCACACUUGCGCGCUUGCGGCACGCAGCCCGGCGUCGACCACUGCGACGUUGCCUACAAUACGCAAGUGUGCUGGCAGAAGGCUAACAAGGAUGACUACUUCCUCAUAUAGGCCCUGCGUGAUGCCCCCGCACCAUCGCCUGUAGCCCGUUUUCGUGAAUGCUUAUACAAUACUACCUCCGCUUUGUAAACAUACUUUAAUUAUUGUUGUAAAAAAUAUUUUUAAAUUAAAAACAUUUAAAACGCUCACAUCAUGUACAUAUUUGUAAUUUUAGUACUGCACUUAACUAAGUCAAGCAAUAAACUUCAUGAGCAUUUA
Hyposmocoma kahamanoa is the source of this 597-nucleotide messenger RNA. RefSeq names its product general odorant-binding protein 69a-like. NCBI's taxonomy places the organism in Eukaryota, Metazoa, Arthropoda, Insecta, Lepidoptera, Cosmopterigidae. Bases 1 to 390 code for a protein of 129 amino acids. The transcript has a single exon. Gene Ontology annotation, molecular function: odorant binding. The record is from RefSeq and is a predicted model, not a curated record.